ACCGCCACAAAACCACCUCCUUCGUCGUCUUCCUAAACCUCGUAUAAAAUCGACGAUUUUCGAUGCAAAACCAGCGAGCAUCUGUCAUUUUUGGUCAGGAGAAAACAUCGCUGCUCAGUGAUUGCAAAAGUACUGCCGAAAAUACUGCAAUAACGCGUGCAAUACCAUGUUUAACGAUGCUGUUGCAACGGCAAACAUUCAAACUAUUAUUAUAAGGAAAUAGAGUAUACAGCUGAUUAACUUCGCCGACAAAAAGAAACAAAGUUGACCGUAGGACGCGAUCCGGAUCGGGUGGACGUGCGUGAUCGAGCAAGGGCUGCUGUGACGUGUCGAAAAUGACGGGCUGCGCACGAACGCAGUUCCUUCACUUUCUUACACACAGCAGGGAAGCAUAUUUUACGGUUUAAUACAACACACUGUUUCCUUAAAGCAAUAAAUGCUCCUGCGAGUAAAGGUCGCUGUUUAUUCACCAUGAGUUACUCUAUAGUCAGUGGGAGGAGAGAAAGCGAGAGAGAGUAGGUUGGCUUAAAAGCGCGUGAACGCCAGAGGAAAGCGCUCUUCAACAGAAUGAGAGAAUCGAUCAGCUGACCUUCUGUCUUAUUACUACUACCGAUAAGCCUCGCAUACUGAAAGGAUUGUAUUUACGUUGCCCUUUUCCCCAUGAUUUGAGCGGGAUUAUCAAAAAACGGGAUUAUUAAUGUUGUGAUAAUUAACUGGAAUUCAUUAAGUUUAAAGGACAGGGACAUUAGCACUAUGUCGCUUUACGUUGAAGGUCUGAGUAAAGAGUUAUUGAGCAACUCCAACGGGAUGGCUCAGUUUCAGGAAGUGAUGCGACAGCAGCUGGAGAGCUCUAUGUAUGUUGAGCUUGAGAAACUCUUAAGCACAGCCAAAGGUGCAGGUGCUGAGGUCUCUAAGAAGGACUUCGAAGGCUUUAGGAAGUUAUUCCACCGAUUCCUCCAAGUCAAGGGACCUUCAGUAGAGUGGCCGAAAAUCAACAGGCCCCCUGAGGACUCGAUCCAGCCAUAUGACAAGAUUAAGGCGAAGGGUCUACCUGACAACAUAGCAGACAGUCUGAAUAAGCUGGUAGUGGUGAAGCUGAAUGGAGGUCUGGGAACCAGCAUGGGCUGCAAAGGGCCCAAGAGCCUCAUUAGUGUCCGCAACGAGAACACUUUCCUGGACCUGACCGUCCAACAGAUCGAGCACUUAAAUAAAACAUAUAACGCUGAUGUUCCAUUGGUGCUCAUGAACUCUUUCAAUACGGAUGAAGAUACCAAGAAGAUCCUGCAGAAGUACACGCACCACAGAGUCAAGAUACACACUUUCAACCAGAGCAGGUAUCCACGAAUAAAUAAGGAGUCUUUGUUGCCAGUUGCUAAGGACAUGGGUAUGACAGGAGAGAAUGGAGAUGUGUGGUAUCCUCCUGGACACGGUGACAUUUACGCCAGCUUUUAUAACUCUGGUCUGCUGGAGCAGCUCAUCGCAGAAGGGAAAGAAUACAUUUUUGUGUCCAACAUUGAUAACCUGGGUGCAACAGUAGAUCUGUAUAUACUCAACCACCUAGUGAGCCAGCCCAACGGCAAACGCUGUGAGUUCAUCAUGGAGGUCACAGACAAGACUAGAGCUGAUGUGAAGGGAGGUACGCUCAUUCAGUAUGAUGGUAAGCUUCGGUUACUGGAGAUUGCCCAGGUCCCCAAGGCUCAUGUAGAUGAAUUCAAAUCCGUGACCAAGUUUAAGAUCUUCAACACCAACAAUCUGUGGAUCUCUCUAUCUGCCAUAAAGAGACUACAGGAACAGAAUGCCAUGGACAUGGAAAUCAUAGUCAACCCUAAGACAAUAGAUGGGGGAUUGAAUGUUAUUCAGCUGGAGACCGCAGUAGGUGCUGCCAUCAAGUGCUUUGAUAAUGCCUUGGGCAUCAACGUGCCUCGCAGCCGCUUUCUUCCUGUCAAAACAACAUCUGACCUCCUGCUGGUUAUGUCCAACCUGUACAGCCUGGAGGCAGGGUCUCUGACCAUGAGCGAGAAACGCGAGUUCCCCACAACUCCUCACGUCAAACUGGGCAGCUCCUUCACCAAGGUUCAGGAAUAUAUCACACGUUUUGAGAGCAUUCCAGACAUGCUGGAGCUGGAUCACUUGACAGUGUCUGGUGAUGUGACUUUCGGAAAGCAUGUUUCUCUGAAGGGAACCGUCAUCAUUAUAGCCAACCAUGGAGACCGAAUUGACAUUCCAGCUGGCUCUAUGUUAGAAAAUAAGAUAGUGUCCGGAAACCUUCGGAUCCUGGACCACUGACGCAUUUAUGCGGAGUGACCUGGAUGAAGAUCAUAUGACCAACCCACACAUGCCACUGUCCAUAUCCUGACCACAGCCACAAAAUCAACAUUCCAGUCCAUUCCAUGAUGGAGAAUAAGUGUUUGGGAAUCUGCAGAUUGUAGAGCACCAACAUUUCUAUGUCAAGAGACCUAGAUGCUGAAUCACUUGAUCGACCAACACCUUCCACUCUCAGAGCCGCCGUCAGUGGUGCUGAUCUCAGCACCAGUGAUCCCAUUCCAGAGACAUUUAUUUUUGUAGUAGUUUGUGCGUUUUUUUUUUUUUGUUUGUUUGUUUUCUGUCCCUUAUUGUUUUUCAAAUGUAAUGUAUGACACAAAUCUCAUUGCUUGGUUUUUGUUUUUUACUCUGAGAAUGCAGUAUUUUUCUCUUGUUGUACCCAUGGAAUCAUAAACUGACCUUGCAGGGUCUGCGUCCUACAUGCUGAAAAAUGUGAAAGAAGUGCAAAGCAAUAAGUGUUGUGUGACAGUGAAGGCUGACGGUUCCGUUUCUAGAAACUGUUCUAGAUCCUAAAAGUUCUGUGGAACUAAAUAAAGUGCAAUAUGGAACAAGAA
Molecule: messenger RNA, 2876 nt
Organism: Danio aesculapii
Lineage: Eukaryota; Metazoa; Chordata; Actinopteri; Cypriniformes; Danionidae
Gene: ugp2b
Product: UDP-glucose pyrophosphorylase 2b
Exons: 10
Coding region: 754-2286 (510 amino acids)
Biological process (GO): glycogen metabolic process; UDP-alpha-D-glucose metabolic process
Cellular component (GO): cytoplasm
Molecular function (GO): UTP:glucose-1-phosphate uridylyltransferase activity
Source: RefSeq, a predicted model, not a curated record